Messenger RNA from Hylaeus anthracinus, 5883 nucleotides. RefSeq lists its product as uncharacterized. The record is from RefSeq and is a predicted model, not a curated record. NCBI's taxonomy places the organism in Eukaryota, Metazoa, Arthropoda, Insecta, Hymenoptera, Colletidae. The transcript is spliced from 9 exons. Gene Ontology annotation, molecular function: protein binding. Gene Ontology annotation, cellular component: cytoplasm; plasma membrane. The coding region runs from base 2330 to 5548 and encodes 1072 amino acids.
AAUAUAAUCCAGAAAGAAAACGAAUAACCUCCCGCCUAGAAACGCGUUACCCGCGAACGGUUAAACCGUCUAUCUACUUGUCGUCGCAUUCAUUUCGGAGCGUUACGGUUUAACGUGCAUUACGCACCGGAGCGGGCGCGAGUAGCGCGACUCGUAAGCUCGUAGCUCGCAGCGCGUUCGCGAAUCGCGAUGCACCGCGCUUCACGUUCCGUCUGCAUCUCUCCCUUUCGAAAGAAAGAGAAAUCUUCGUCUUCCCGUUCGCGUUCAUCGCGUUCAUCGCGUAUCGUAACGAGCAAUCGCGUUACGAGCAACAUCCUCUCUCAACGAACGCGUCGUUUUACUCGUUUCUUUGAUUAUUUGGAAAAGCCUUCGUCGUCUACCGUGGUGUUGCGUCAUCGAUAGUGUUCCCAGUGCGUUCGUUGGGACGCGUCGCGAAGGUUACUCGACGAAUUUACCUCGUCGACGAUUGAAUCAAUCGUCGACGAUUCGGUCGGCUCGGAGACAACUUUUUUACGCGCGUGCUUGUCAUACUCGCGUAACAUCUCUUGCGUACUUGUUCGCGAACCGUGAUUCCAAGGAACGUAAAUCUGCCGACGACGGCGUGUACUCGUCAGGUAAAAACUACGAACCCGAUCGUUGGCUUGUUUACGCGAACCGUCUCACGUGACUCGUUCGGUCACAUUUUUUUUUUUUUUUACCAAUCGCGAGACUUGUACUUUUCCAAGCGUGCGAUCGAAGAGUUUGAAAUGAAACGUUUCGAAUGUGAAAAAAAAAAAAGUGACGAGUUAAAUGCUGCCAUCGCGAGGAGGUUUUACGAGCUAUUAUCGGAGCGAUUACAUUUUCACGCGAAGCAGACGCGUCUUAUUUUUGUCGCGGUACGGCACGGUGCACCGUUUGCGUUUGCCCCGUGCCCGAUUGUGCAAUAUGUGUCUACGCGAUAUAAUACGGAUAUAAUUGUUCGGCGCCGUUGUAUAAUGUGGUUUCCAGCGUGAAUCCAGUCACGGCUGGAACGUUGUCGCACAAACACAACGGAUCACGGACUGUCGUUCUUUCCCCGUUCUCGGAUUCCUUGUUACGAUUAAAAACCUCGGCCGUGGUUUCCAGCUGCUGUCAACUACGUGUUCACCGAACGGUGCAGCGUGUUUCGAUGUUUUCGAGUAGUCGGUGGACGGAUUGAUUCCGUUUGUAAUUCGCGACGACUCUUGACGUGCUCGGGCGUCACCGUUCCGCGCGUCACGCGAGUUUACACGCCUAAUUCGCGGAGCGACGACAGCAAACAUCGGCGUCGGAUAGCGGUGUGUAUUUGGUACAGUCGUUAUCAACUCGUCGCGAAAACGACUGUUCGCGUUGAAUCGAAGCAAUUAACGCGAUCGAGUAGCGGAACUCUGAACUCGUACGCGGUGCCUCGAUUCUCGAAUGGCGACCACCUGUUCGCUCCUUCUUCCCAGCUAGAACGGAAAAACAAAGUGUCAGUUUUCAGUGACGAUACCACGACGUACGCGAUCGAUUCUUUCUCGAUAUACGAACGUAAAAUGGGUAUAGGUAUAGGUAUAGGUAUAGGCGUGGUCGUCGCGUUCGAUUCGAUCGGUUUAUCGCACUGGUUUGAAAGAUUUGCGCGUAAUGCACCGUAUAAAGCAGAGAAACGAUAACAAGUAAAAUCGUGGUUCGCUAGAUGUAACCUUCUCGAACGUGGAAUCGUUCCGUGAUCUAGUCAACUAUCGGUAACGCGGUUUGGAGUAAAGUAGAGAGCCGAGGGGAGCCGAGUGGAGCAGAGGGGCGACGAGAUAAACGACGACCGAAGGUGAAAAAACGAUAAAUCGCGAAAUUAGGACAGAAAAGUUCAACGAUAGCCACCGGUGGAUCGUUUACGUAACAGUGCUCCGAGUGACCGAGGUGUGCGACCGUUCUCGAAACGCUUGCGCUCGUUCCAUCCUUAUCCGCUAGCCGUACGGAUAGCGGGUGUCAUGUCGGUUGAACGGUUCCCCGAUCGAAGCGAAUUUUCACGCUAAACGCGUACUCGUCCACGUUUACGCCGGACCUUGGAAUUCGAAAUGAUUCUUAUCGUUUGCUGCAAAUUGCAAAUUGGAACCGAUAGUUACAAAGAGGCGAGUUCCGAUGGUUGUUUUAGCGCAACAGCGAUAAUCAUGUCGUGAUAACGAUAAUAAAAUAACCGUUUAGCGUUUACGCGUUACGUCACGUAUCGCGACGGUAAACGUUUCUCGGCGUUCGACGAACCAUGCCGAGUAUCGCGAGUUUACAUGAAAACGAUACUUUCGAUGUCUCGUCCAAGUAGACGAGGACUCGAUCGGUCAUAGCUUACGAGAGAAAAAUGGAAGAAGCGAGACACGCGUGGUCUUCCUUCAAGUCGGUCGGAAAAUUAUCGUCGUCGAGAGGUAACGGCGACACCGACAAUUCCACCACGAUCUGGUACGACGUUCCCGUUCCCGUGAUAAUACAUUGCCACGAGUUUCCCGAUGCAAACGAGGCAAACAAGCCCGAGGUAACCGCCGCGACCAACGAUGCGAACGCUUUCGGUGCCGUCGACCAAGACCGGCGGAUGAUGCUCGCGGACAGUCCCGAAACAGAGCGCGAUAAAGAGACAAAGUUCGAUCUUUACGCGAACGAAAGCCUGCCGUUGGACACCGAACGCAGCAGGCAAGAAAAACGGCACAGAAACACCGUGGAACUGACCGCGAUCACGUCGGUGAAAACCGAUCAAGACGGCGUACCGAGCAUCAGCUUCAGUUUCGUGCACGCCGACGAGAAAUUGCCUCGUACGUCCGAGAUCGAUGGAACGUCGAGCGAAGGUCGCGACACGUCUACGUCGUCGCGAAAUCAGCUGUACGACUUUCCUAAGAGCUCGUACAUUCGGGACGAAAACGAGACCGAGAAAGUGAUCGAAAGUCGGGACGAAACGGAUGCCGACGGUAACGAAAUUCAACGCGCGAGCCAGGAAGAAGUCGAUGCGGGAUCUAUCGACGUCCCGAGGAAAAUGCACGGAGACUCGAAAGAGCCACGCGACGCGCUCGAACGGGAGAAAUUGAUCGCGCGGGAAAAGGCGAACGAUCGAACGAUCGCCAAAACCGAUUCACCAGCGAAAAGACUGGAUCGGCGUGCGAUACGAUCGGCAAGGUCGUUGAGAUCCGAGCGGAAAUGUUACGGAAUGUCGGAGGCCGAAUACGACGGCGACGCGGGAAUCGCUUCGAUGUCUGGAUCGUAUUCGGAUCCCGAGUGCUCGAACGAACCUCCCUCGAACGUGUCUCGUCGAAACAGACAUUCCAAGUUGCAGAAACAUCGACUGGGAAAAGCAUGGGAUAAAAUGACGAGUUGGAUACGCGACGAAACCUCCAAGAUCAACGAGAUCGUGAUCAAACACGCGAGAUUGCAAGCCGUUGGUGCCCUCGCUGAAGAUGCUCGAGUCCCGAGAGUUUCCAAGAGCAAAAGCACAGCGUCCUACGAUCUGACCAAAGCGAGGACGCAGGAGCUUGGAUCGAUCACAAGGGUCGAAGAGUUCGGGUUGGCCGCUGUCUCGGAGGAAAACGUUACCUCUUCUCCCGAAAGUGCUGCCGUUUCGAUGAAAAAUAUCGCUGACGACGCCGACCCAAAUAACGAUUCGAGAAAAUUGAGAAGGAAAGUUGGCAGUUCCGAUAACGUUUUUAACGUCGACGCUAAAAAACAUUUCGCUCCGGUCUCAUUCAGCAUGGACAAGCUGUGCUUCGAUACGGAAAACGAGGAGAUGGACGGUGACGGAGACGGAGACGGAGACGGAGAUGCAGCCAGGGAUCAUGUUCGAAAAGCUGGCCCAAUUAAGAAAAGAAUGCUGGGGUCAAUCAGAGGGUUAAUGGCCUCCACUCAUCUGCUGCACGUUCACGAGACCGAAGAGGGUGGACAAGGCGGAUUCGAAGAUGUCCGAAGGUUCGUGAAACAGGGCGGUGAUUUCUGCAAGGAGUUAGCGUCGAUUCUCCACGAAAGAGCGGAGCUGGAAGCAACGUAUGCCAAAGGACUCACGAAACUGAGCAACAAAUUGACGAAGGCGUGUACAAAGGACCAAGGUGGCAAUAGCGGCGGAGGUGUAAACGAGGCAUGGAGAUGCGUCGGCGAAGAAAUGGAGGCUGCCGCGGAAGCCCACAGACUAUGGGGCAUCACCCUCGACGAGCAGAUCGCCAAACCACUCCGAGUAGGAGUAGCGGAGGCUCAAGGACGCUCGCGGAAAUCCGUGGAGAAUUCCGUGGACAAAGCUGGAAAGUCUCUUCACGAGUGGCGCAACGUCGCGACGAAAAGUAAAAAGCAAAGUUUCGCUUGCGCUCGAGAAAAUGAGAGACUGCAAGAUCUAGCGAGGCUACAAUCGAUCAGCCAGAGCCAGCAGAGUAAUAACAAAUCGUCGAACCAUCAUAUGACGGAGAAGGAAGCUACCAAGCUCGAGGCGAGAAGGAGAAAGGCCGAAGACUCGUCUCGUAGGGCGGACACGGAGUUUUACACGGUGAGCGUGAGAGCCGAGAGAGCCAGGCUCGAAUAUGAAAGCACGGUGAAGAAGGGAGUCAAACAAAUGGAACUCCUCGAGGAAGAACGAUUAAGCGCCCUCAAGGAUCUCGCCAACGUUUACCUGGCGCACCUGCAAGCUCUCGCUCCCCGUCUGCAACAGAAUGCGGAUCGAUUGGCAGGCCCGGUACGCAGCUGCAACGUAUCGCAAGACGUUGAAAUUUUAAAGAAUCUCAUACGCAGAGUAGAAAGUAACGACGGUUGUAACUCGGAGCAGCUAUUGCCAGACUUUUACGCCGAGCACGUUACUCUCGCGAUGAACAGGGAACGUCGAAAACAAGCGUUGGUGAGAGUUCUUCACUUGAUCAGACAAGACUUGGAACGAGAAAGACGCGGACGGGAGGGUUUGGAAACGCUUCAUAGAGCUUUCAUCGCUACGCCGGCGUUCGCAGCGGACGAGAGUACGCAAAAUGUUACCGAAAAAUUGCACCACAUGCGCUCCAUGUUACUAUACCUACAGGCAGCGAGGUAUAAAGUUGGAGGGACAUUAGCGGAAGUGGAAGGCAGCAAACGAGGCAAGCAUCCCUUGUCGGAACAUAUUCUAGUGUCGAGAGACAAGCAGGGCUUGCAGCAAAGUGUUCUUAAGGUUCCUUCUUGGGCAAAGAACGAAUCGUUUGAGUUUCAGGACGACGAAGACGAGAUAGAGGUUCAUCUCGCAAAGGAUCACGAAACCGAGAGUCGUCAUUGGGCCGAUCGAACGGCCGGCGAUGGAAAUUCGGAGAAUCCACCCGACGAAGAUGACUUUAGCGAUUUCGACGAGUUCAGUAGCCAUUCCGAAGAUAAUAACAAUAGUCAAGACGUCGACGUUGUCGAGACAACGAGCAAAACCGACGGAACGGAACAGUGUAGGGCGAUCUAUCAGUACUCGGCGAAUCUAAACGACGAGCUUAGUCUAAGCCCUGGAGACUUGAUAACGGUGCAUCAGAAGCAACCGGACGGUUGGUGGAUAGGUGAGUGUAGAGGUCGAACUGGAAUAUUUCCAGCCACAUACGUACAAGUUAUUCAUUGAUUCGAUCGCAACAUUUCUUCCUUUAAGUUUCCGAAAUAUCAGCAUCGGUUCUUCUUCUUUUUCUUCCUGCAAACAAAGCAUUAUACGAAUUGCAAUUUAAACGUAACGAUCGAAUCGAUCGAGAAGCUACCAAAGCACACUGGGAUCGAAAGUCUAACACAUUUUUUUCGUAAACGUGUUAACUUUGACUGUUUAGAAUUAUACAUACUAUAUAUGUACGCGUGUUACUUUUUUUAUAUUUAAAUUUAAUUCACGGCUAAAACAAUCCGAUGUUAUCGCGUGUCAUACGAUCGGUAUCGUUUCUAAAAGACAACUAUUUAGUAAACAGAUAUUUA